CCCCCCCGGCCCCGGCCCCCCACCCCUCCCCGCCAUGGCCUUCUCCCAGUUGGGCUACCAGUACAUCCGCCCUCUCUACCCGACGGACGGCCAAGGGAGCAGCGGCGGCGGCGGCGGCAGCUCCCGCACCGGAGCCGAGCUCAGCCCGGCCGGCUCGCUCUGCGGCGUCUUAUCUUCCAUGUACGGCGCGCCUUACGCGGCGGCCGCGGCUGCUCAGGGCUACGGGGCCUUCCUGCCUUACGCGGCCGAGCUUCCCAUCUUCCCGCAGCUGGGCACCCAGUAUGAGCUGAAGGACAGUCCCGGCGUCCAAGGGCCGGCCUUCCCGCCCCCUCACCCGGCUUUCUACCCCUACGGCCAGUACCAGUUCGGCGACCCCUCCCGGCCCAAGAACGCCACCCGCGAGAGCACCAGCACGCUGAAGGCCUGGCUGAGCGAGCACCGCAAGAACCCCUACCCGACCAAGGGCGAGAAGAUCAUGCUGGCCAUCAUCACCAAGAUGACCCUCACCCAGGUCUCCACCUGGUUCGCCAACGCCCGCCGCCGCCUCAAGAAGGAGAACAAGAUGACCUGGGCGCCCCGCAGCCGCAGCGAGGACGAGGAAGGCACGGCCGACGGCAGCGAGGACGGCGAGGCGGACAAGCGCGACCCGGACGACGAGGAGAUCGACCUGGAGAAUAGCGACGCCGAACCUUGCGAGGGUGGGGCCGCCACCGCCCGGGAUGGAGCCGGCGCCCAAGCCGGGCAGCUGCUCCUGCACGUCGGGGAGGACGAGCGGGCCGACCAGGAGGGCGGCCAGCCCGCGGCGGGGGGGCCGUUGCGCCUGCCUUCCCCCCUGGAGCCCCGCGGGGGCAGCGACACGUCGGAAGACGAGGAGGAGGAGGAGGAGGAGGAAGAGGACGAGGCGGAGAGUUCCGACGGCUUGGAGGAGCUGGCCGGCGCUCAGCAGCGCUUCCUGAAGGCGGUGGAAGCGCGGCGGCGCGCCUCGACGGGACCCCCGGGCUCCCCGCCGCCUCUCCGCAGCCCCAGCCCGGCUCCGCAGCCCGUCCAGCCGGCCAAGCCCAAGAUCUGGUCCUUGGCAGAGACGGCCACCAGCCCGGAUAACCCCUCGCGCAAAUCGCCCCCUGGCGGAGGAGGAGCAAGAGGAGGGGGGUCCCCCCCGGCUGGCCCCCCGUGCCUUCCUCUGGGCUCGAACCCGCAGCCCACCCCGGGCGCCGCCGCCGCGCACAGACUGGUCCCCUCCGCCUGCCCGCUGGGCAAGUUCGCCGGCUGGUCGGGCCGGCCCUUCUCGGCCGCCCCCCCGCACGCCUCCCACCCGCUGACCUUGCUGAACACUCCCCACCUCUUGGGACUGGCGGGGGGCAACGCCAACACGGCGCCCGCGGCGGCGGCGGCGGCAGCGGCUCUGGCGGCUUUUUCCAGACAGGCGGACCAGGCGCCGAGCGCGGAAGCCUCCGGAACAGAUCGAUCUAGUGCCUUGGAUGUAGAGAAAAAGUUAAUAAAGACCGCUUUCCAGCCAGUUCAGAGGCGGCCACAGAACCAACUCGAUGCUGCUAUGGUUUUAUCGGCGUUGUCAUCAUCAUAGUUAAUUUUUUUUUAAUUAUUGUUCUAAUGGUUGUAAAAUAAAAUUAUCUGUAUAGUUACAGCUUGUACGCAUGUCUGUGUAUUAAAUGAAACAAACAAACGAGGGUGUUUGUGUGUGUGUGUGAGUGAGAGGGGGGGGGGCAGGAAUCCACUUCUGUCCAAUCAUCUGGAUUAGCUGAAUUCGUGAACUAUUUUUAUUUGGUGAAACCUGGUGAGAAAUAAAAGACCUUCCUCGGGUUUUUUUUGUUUUUGUUUUUGUAUAUAGAGUAAAAAGCGCGCGUCAGCGCUGCACACACGCGCAAAUGUACAUAACUGCGAAACCAAACUGUACAAGAAAGUAUAUAUUUUUGGCUAAUAAACUGUUGCCACUUUGA
Messenger RNA from Crotalus tigris (Tiger rattlesnake), 1955 nucleotides. RefSeq names its product iroquois homeobox 3 (gene IRX3). Lineage: Eukaryota; Metazoa; Chordata; Lepidosauria; Squamata; Viperidae. Gene Ontology annotation, biological process: neuron differentiation; cell development; regulation of transcription by RNA polymerase II. The coding region runs from base 35 to 1582 and encodes 515 amino acids. The record is from RefSeq and is a predicted model, not a curated record. Gene Ontology annotation, molecular function: RNA polymerase II cis-regulatory region sequence-specific DNA binding; DNA-binding transcription factor activity, RNA polymerase II-specific. Gene Ontology annotation, cellular component: nucleus. The transcript is spliced from 4 exons.